Molecule: messenger RNA, 5675 nt
Organism: Nothobranchius furzeri (turquoise killifish)
Lineage: Eukaryota; Metazoa; Chordata; Actinopteri; Cyprinodontiformes; Nothobranchiidae
Biological process (GO): tRNA aminoacylation for protein translation
Cellular component (GO): cytoplasm
Molecular function (GO): aminoacyl-tRNA ligase activity; ATP binding; asparaginase activity
Source: RefSeq, a predicted model, not a curated record
CAUCUAGACUCCCAGGCUACCAUUAGGUUCUGCUGGUCCCUCUUGCCUUUGGUAAUCCCAGUGAGAUUUCACCUGACCUCCCAUCCUACCACCCAGCUCAGUUUUACGUUGGACCAAGUCUUCGUCCCACUGAGCUUUCUCCUACACGACCCUCCGGCCACGACUCAGGCACGCUCCUGCAGACAGCUCUACUCCUUUCCGCACCAUGGCCCUUCUCAGCUACCCCGUUCCAGACUUGGACGCCACACUGAAAGAAGUGGGCCGUGUUCUGCAGCUCACACUGAGCCCAGAGCUCUACCUGGAGUUCAAAAGCACACUUGACCAGCAGAGGAAAGUUCUUGAAGAAGCCCAGCAGAAAUUAGCAGCCAGCGCAGCGGGCCAGGAGAACUGGGUGACCCAGCAGUUCAAGAGAGGUUUGCUGUCUUGUGCUGACCCUCUGCCUACCUCAACAGCCCUCCCGGUUGUUCUGCUUCCUACUAAAGUGAAGGAAUGUACCCAGUUAGGGAGGGCAGCAGCUCUGCUGUGGGCAACGGCAAAGCUCUACAGCGAGCCCCUCUUGCUGGAGGGUGAUACUCCAAUGGAGCACACUCAGCAAUCUGAAGUCUUUGCUGCCAGCCGUAUUCCAGGCAGAAGCCAAGAUGAAAUUAGGGUUUACCCGAACAGCCUCCAUGCAGUUGUCACCUGUGCUGGCGGAGUGUUCACUGUUGACAUCCUGAGGCGCCCCAGCACUGGUGGACCAGUUUCUGCACGCUCAAUUGUGGACAUCUACAACCAGUUGGCUCAGGUGAUGGAUCAGCCCAGAGCAAGUAAACAGAGCGAUACCUCCAUGAUUUGCAAUCUCUCAGCUUUAGAGCGCAAGACUUGGGCUGCAAUCAGGGAAGAGAUCCUCCAACAAGGAGGAGAGGCUGUGGCAUCGCUGGAGUUAAUGGAGACUGCUGUCGUUACGCUCUCACUGGAGGACUGGGAUGCACCAUCCGACCUGGCUGAUAUCCUAAAUGCCGUGAGGCUGGGAGGAGACAACCAUCCCUGUUUGCGAUACUAUGACAAGGUACUGAAUCUCGUGGUGUUCAGAAACAGCACAGCUGGGAUGGUGUUCGAGCACAGUGCUGUGGAUGGAAUGGUCGCUGGUCUUGUGACUGAACGUGUGUACCGUCUUUCUGAGACUGUUGACCUAAACCUUGUCCUUCAUGACACAGAAAACACAUCCAAGUCUGUCACAGUUAACACUGUUUGUCCAAAUGCCCUACCCUUCCCCUUGCAAGGGAUAAGUACCCCCCAGCGGAGCCCUACGUUAAAAGCAAACCAUCUAGUCCUCACUUUUGAUCUGCCUUCCUAUCCUGAUGUGUUUGCCACUGUGAGAGGGCAGAGAGGUCUGUAUGAUGCUUGGAUCAACUUCUCUUUGCAGCUCUCCCUGAGGCAGACUCUUGGAGAAUCUGCAGCCAGUCACAUGAUUGUCACACCUACCCACAUGCGACACUACAAACAUGGUCGGUGUGAUCCUACAUACUCGCUCACCAUGCACUCUCGCAAGUUAGUGAAUGCCUUGGCAUCCAGCACUUCUCCAGAUAACACAAUCCAGUAUACUAAUGAUCUACUGCAGCUGUUCCAUGUUGCAUUUAUGGAGCACAAGAACAUCAUUAGAAACACCAAAAGUGGUCAAGGUGUUGGUCCUCACUUGGCUGCCCUGCGUCAAUCUCUACCGCCUGAUAAUCCACUGAAAAGAUUCCUGGUCCCUUUUGGAUGUCCAUCAGUGUACCUCACAGGUGUUGAUCUGAUGGAAGGUGUGGAGUGUGGAGUAGGAAAUGUCUACGCCCAAGACCAGCUAGCUGUAACCUACCUUGGGAAGACAGACAGGGUACGCAUAAUUCUAAAUGGAAAAGGGAUCUUUGCAAUAUCUCUGGAGAAGCUUCAAGAAACCCUUAUGAUGAACUUGAACCGUGUGAUGCUUCUGGCUGUUAGAUAUGCCAUUGCAAGUCAAAUGGGAGCCCUGGAGUGUUUAUUCAAACAAGGCCAGAAAGAGACGACUCACUGCCCUAAGAGCCCAGCCACAAGCAACGGCACCAACUCUGCAUCUGAAAAAGGGUCCGACUGCACUUUGGUGAUUCAUGGUGGAGCUGGAGAAGAAAUGAUGCUGAACAACAAAGUGACAGAUAUUAUUGAGUUUGCUUUACAGACAGCCCUAACUCUUGGGUCCCAAAUACUUGAGGAAGGGGGCAGUAGUCUGGAUGCUGUUCAGAGGUCAGUGGAGGCUUUGGAAGACUGCUUUCUGUUCAAUGCAGGGAAAGGCUCGGUGUUUAACAAAGAUGGCUUCAACGAAAUGGAAGCAACCAUUGUAGAUGGUAAAGGACAGAGGUCAGGGUCUGUUGCUUGUGUGAAAAGCAUAAAAAAUCCAAUCAAAGCAGCCAGAUGUGUAAUGGAAAAGAGUUCCCAUUCAAUGAUCGUGGGAGAAGGGGCUGAGGAGUUGCUGCAAGGGUCAGGAGAGGAAGAGAAGCCAGUUGGACCAGAGUAUUUUUACACUGAUAUACGUCACAAAGAGUUACUUGCAAAACUCAGUGGAGGCAACACCUUAAAGAACAAUCAUCCACAGACAGUUGGAGCAGUGGCUUUGGAUCGCUGGAACAGAUUAGCUGCUGCUUCCUCCACCGGUGGGUUGGUGGGAAAGCUGAAAGGGCGAGUUGGGGAUACAGCAGUAGUAGGGGCAGGAAUAUAUGCUGACGAGGAGGUAGCGAUCGCCUGCUCUGGUGAUGGGGAUGUCUUUUUGAGAAACACAGUGGCACAGAAAGUUGCAAGUCUGUACCACAACAAAGGCUAUGGCCUUCGUCAAGCGUGCAGGGAAGUGAUGACUGAAAACUUGAAAGGCACAUGUGCAGGAGUCAUUGCUGUGGACAAAAAGGGGAAUGUCAUCAUUGAAACUAAUGCUGCUGUGAUGUUUGUGGCAUCGAUUACUGGUGGCACUUCAAGAGUAGAGGUUCUAAGACCCAUUAAAACCUUCACCAAUGUGAUCUGGGAAACAGAUGAGCUGGUUGCCUACUUGAAUCCCAACCCCUGGACUCCUGGGUCAACCAUCCUUACCAGAAAAACUCUAAGUGGGGCAAGCAGCAUCUUCCAGAUGGCCAUCCCUGAUUUCAUUGCUAUGCUAAAGGGGGCAAAAGCUGUAUCAAACCUGCUGUGUGAGCGACUGGGGGUGCAGCGUUGUGCCAUGGUUUUCAAUCCAGCAAGUGAUGGGUCAGCACAAAUCAGAUUACUCCCACUUCAUGGUUUAGAGCAAAAGUGGAAGCCCCAUCUUGCUGUUGAGGAGGAGUUCCAUGGUCACAGUACUGGCUUUUGUAACUCCAAAAGUGGUCCUCGUUGGGAUGAUGACGCGCUGACCCAGGUUCAAGCCAAAAUCAGAGAGGCGCUGCCAACACCAAAUGCACCGUUUUGCUUUGACUAUAAUGGUGAUGCUUCCGAUGACAACCUGUUCAGUCAGAUCAUACGUGGAGAACAGCAACAGUGGAGAGUGUGGGAGGACAGCGAUCAUGUUGCCUUCCUAACACCAUACCCUAACAGACCUGGGCUCACUGUUGUGGUGCCACGCAAGUCACUUACUAGCGACAUCUUCAGACUGGAAGAUUCUGACUAUGAAGCACUGAUCUUAGCCACUUAUGAAGUGGCACAACUUCUGCAAGAAGGAAUGAGAGCUCCAAGUGUUGCACUGAUCUUUGAGGGAUAUGAGAUUGACCAUGCCCAUGUCAAGCUGGUGCCCCAGUUGGCCUCUCUAUGUGGCGCUAAAGCGGUCGAACAGAAAACAGAAUUCUUCCAAAGUUACCCUGGAUUUGUGUCAUCAUUGGAUGGCCCACCUGCUGACUCUGAAACCAUCAAAAACAUUCACACAAAAAUUACUCAGAACAGGGCCCCUCGUUCAUGGGAAGACCCUCAGUCUCACUCGACACUUGCCAUCAAAAACCAGUGGUAUUGCAACUUGUUCCAGAUUCAGAACACUUUAUUCCACAGUACAGUAGAGUACUUCCAUACCUGCUGCCAGUACUCCUACGCUUUGACUCCUCUGACCACCGACACCAUAUCCUCCCCAAUGGGUCUAGGGUCUGACUCUGAGCCAGUGUCCGUUCACCUUCUGGGACAAGAUGUAUACCUUGCUGACUCAAUGCAGUUUGUACUUGAAUACUUUCUUCGCUUUCAGGAGAACCUACCUGGAACCUACUACAUAUCUCCUAGCUUCAGAGGGGAAGACCCAGAUUCCACACACUUGAAUCAAUUCUACCACGUUGAGUGUGAACUGUUGGGUGACAUGGAUGAUGCUAUUUCCAUUGCAGAGGGGUACUUGGUUCAUCUCACCAGAUCUAUGUUGACAAAACACUCCGACAAAAUUCUGAACACUGCCGGGACCCUUGCACACGCCACAGCUCUCCUCAGUAAAAUGGAUGGAAAAACUGCUCUUCCAAGAAUCUCCCUGGAUCGAGCCAUUUCCAUGAUGCCUUCUGCUGACUGCCUAGAGUGGGUACAAGAUGGCCAGCCUCUGUUUGGCAGAAAGCUAACUCGCAAAGGAGAGAGGGUUUUGAUAGAGAAGUAUGGUGGUGCUGUGUGGCUAACUGACAUGGACCACCUAGGUGUUCCCUUCUAUCAGGCAUACGUAGAGGGUACUAGGCAGUGCAAGGCCAAAGCAGCAGACCUUUUGUUGGGACUGGGUGAGACUGUGGGUCUUGGUGAACGUCAUUCUACCCCUGAGAUGGUACGAGAAGCCUUGAAGCAUCAUGCAGUACCAGAGGAUUCCUACAAGUGGUACAUUAGCAUGCGCCAAGUGAAGCCCCUCCUCACCAGUGGAUGGGGCAUGGGAACAGAGCGCUACUUGUGUUGGCUGCUUCAGCACGAUGACGUUAGAGACAUGCAAAUCAUCCCUAGAAUGAAAGGAAUGAAGUACAUGCCCUGAUAACAAGACCAACACAGUCCCAACGGGCCUGUAGAUGUGAAAUAUUUGGAGUAACCAGGCCAAAAGUGAAUUCUGAACUUACAAAUGAUCCAGUGAUGCAGAAAGUAAUGUUUUGAUCCAUAUUAGGGCUUUUUAAAAAAGAUAAUUAUAAGAAAAUCGCUGUAGCCUUUAGCUCGGGUUAUUAUUGGAGAUGAGAACUAAAAAAUAAACAGAAGACAUGAUUCAAAAGAGCUAAUUAGCUUAAUCAGAUUGAAUUGAAAGUCUAACUGUUUUUCUAUUUUUUGUGUGGGACUAAAUAUGCAUAUAAGUGACAUUUAAAAAAAUUUCAAAAGCAGCAUUUAUAGUUUUAUAUUUUGAUCAGUUUUGCUGAUAUUUUUAACAUUUUUCAAUAUUCUUCAGUCAAUUCAAUCAAAUUGUUUUUUCUUAAUGAUUGUUUUUAAAGUAAUAUGAAACACACACCAAUGAUGUUAUGAUUAAAUAUUCAAUUUUCAAUAAAUAUCUUAUGACAAUUCACAAAUCAGGAUGAAAAAGUGUUGAUACAAUUGCUACACUGUUUGUUGACGUAAAAAGUUGUUUGCUCACCAGAUUUUUGUGCACAUUUAAGUGUUUGUCUUGAAAAUGAGAAUUGUUAUCUGCUCUGUAAUGGUUCACAGCAAUCCUGCAAUAUAUUGUAAAGCUGGUUGGAAUCAUCAACACUAUUACCAAUUAUAAUAAUGUUGGACAAUGUUUAAUAAAUGAUUUUCAUGCA